CGUGUGUGUCUGUGUAUGUGUGUGUGUGUGCAUGCGUGCUCCUGCUUCCUGCCCGCUCGCGCUGCUGCUGCUGUAGAACUAAUCCCUCAGUCAGAGCCCCUCGCGCCUCUUCCUUCACAAGUUCCUGCAUGGAGCAGCGCGAGCGAUCCGCGACAGUCCCCGGCUUUUCCUCGGCAUAGCAAAGACGAGCAGGACCGCUGAGCUCCGGGACCGCGCGGAAUUUUAAUUAUUGGACUUAUACGGACGAUGAUGGAAGCGUGAAGGGGGCUCGCGCUGCAUGAGGACGUCACCGAGAAUUAACGUGUGUGCGUGUUUGCGUUUGCCUAACGUGGGCUGCCCGGUGUGAUGUCCCGCGGAGCGCGAGCACGCAGCCCUGAACUGCUCGUGCGCGCUGAGAUGAACUGCUGAAAUCAGUGGUUUCAUCUUCAUCGUUUUCUUUUAUGUUGAUUAUUAUAGUCAUUAGUAUUAAUAAUACACGCGUCCUUUCAAUCCGUGCGGGCGCGCUUCGCCAUCAAUGCGCAUUCAGACAUGUGGAGUCUACGGGAACCGCGCCGUCUCUCGGUCUUGGGCUUGACUUUGGCAGCUCUCCUCCUCCAGUCUUUCAGCUGCUAUCCCGCAGCUGCCCCUACCAGAGUCAAGCACCAUCAGAGGGAGAGGAGGGCAGCUGGGGAGCCAUACUGGGCGUAUUCAGGCAAUCAUGGUCCAGGGAGGUGGGCGUCCAUAUACCCCGAGUGUGGAGAGAGGAAUCAGUCGCCUGUGGACAUUACAGAUGAAGAUGCUCAAGUCUCUCAGGAGUGCCAGGAGCUGACACUGGAGGGAUUUGAAGUCAAAUCAUCUAACAAGACCUUCAUGAAGAACACAGGAAAAACAGUCUCCAUCUUAUUGAAGAACGACUAUUUUGUCAGAGGGGCGGCGCUCCCUGGGCGGUUCAAGGCAGAGAAGGUGGAGUUUCACUGGGGUCACACCAACGGAUCAACCGGCUCCGAGCACAGCAUUAAUGGAAGGAAGUUUCCAGUGGAGAUGCAGAUUUACUUCUAUAAUUCAGACGACUUUGACAGCCUCAGCAUGGCGAUAAAGGAGAGGAGAAUCAUCGCUGCCAUGGCUGUCUUUUUUCAGGUGGGGAAGAAGUACAACGUGGCAGCCGAGCCUAUCAUCACGGGUCUCAAACGGGUUGUUCAUCACGAGAAAGAGACGAGUCUCAUGCCUUUUAUCCUGAGGGACCUGUUGCCAUCCUCUUUGGGAAGCUACUACCGUUACACCGGCUCCCUCACCACACCCCCGUGCAGUAAAGUAGUGGAGUGGAUCGUCUUUAAUCGUCCUGUUUAUCUGUCCUACCUCCAGCUGGACGCGUUCUACUCGAUCUUCACCACCGAGCAGCAGGACCACGUGAAGUCAGUGGAGUACCUCAGGAACAAUCAUCGGCCCACUCAAAAUCUGGAUAACCGCUUGCUGUACAAGUCAGCUGUGAAGGAUGCCUGGUUUCCUGAUCCCUCUGAAGGACAGGCCAGCCCUGCAGAUACAGAGGCCUCUAAAGUCUGCAGCAGCAUCCCCAGAAACAUGAAGGCCCAGCCCCUAAACCGCACAGCGCUGGAGCUGACCUGGGAACGGCCCUCCAUCGUCUACCACCCGCCCAUCUUGGGCUUCUUAGUGUCCUACAGCUGGAUUAAAGAGGAAGUAGCUUUUGAGAAAACCUUCACUCAGGCGAGCGAGCAGCACACUAGGGCAGUGAUCACUCGCAUGUCUCCAGAUGUUCCGUACCUCUUCAGAGUGCAGGCUGUGUGUCAGAGAGACCAGCGCAGCGACUUCAGCCAGACAUUUAUAUUCACAGCAAACACCACCCGGAUAUUUGAAGGAACGAGACUAGUGAAAACUGGAAUGCCCACAGUAUCUCCACCCUCCUCUGCAGACAUGGCCCCCAUCAGCUCAGGUUCCUCUACCUGGACCUCCUCUGGGCUCCCGUUCUCCUUUGUCUCCAUUGCAACGGGCAUGGGUCCUCCUUCCAGUGGUGGGCAGGCCACGGUAGCCUCUGUGGUGACCAGCACCCUUCUGGCUGGCCUGGGCUUCAGCGGCGGCGUCAUUUCCUCUCUUCCUGGAUCCCUCUGGCCCACCCAAGUGCCUAGCUCAGGCCCCACCCACACAUAUCAACAAGCUCCUCCCACUCCAGAGACGGCCCCUUCAGAAACCAAGCACCUCCCCUCCGAGGAAGGGGUGGCAUCUAAAGAACCAGAGGAGGAAGAGAGAGAACGAGAGGGUGAGGAGAAGGAUGAGGAGGACGAGGAAGAUCAAGAGAAACAGGAGGAAGAGGAAAGAAAGAAAAAAGGAAAGACUGCGACGGAGAAAAAGACAGAACAGGACACUUAUCAGAAACAUACUGUCCCCGUACCAACCUCUACACCUAGAGAGAGAGGCCGAGAAGGAGGGGAUGCAGAGAAUUCCACAGCGCCCCCUAGAGCUACGGAGGAGCAGAUCACUACUGUUACUCAGAUACCUUCAGUGGGAGAUGUAACGCAGCCAACAUUGCAAGAAGAAAGUGAUACAACAGACAUGCAGCUUCCCAACAUCCCCACGCAAACCACAGAGCUGGAGGAUGAGGAGAGGAACCAGUGGCCUUUUUACAUUCACACCGAGCGGAACAGCAUAUCAACUGUACCCAAAGAUCGACCAUCCUCAGGAAGCGGAAUGGAGUGGAUCAUCCCUUUGAUGGUGGUGUCAGCUCUCACUCUGCUCUGCCUCAUCAUGCUGCUGGCUGUUCUGGUCUACUGGAGGAGGUUUUUCCAGGCUGCUCAUAUCUACAUAGAGGACAGGAACUCCCCCAGAGUCAUCCGCAAUGAGAGCUUACCUGCCCUCUGCAUACCUGAUGAUCUGGAAUCAGUCACAGUCAGACAGUUCAUCAAACAUGUAAUGGAACUCUACUCCAACAACAAUCAUGGCUUUUCUCAAGAAUUUGAUGAGGUUCAGCGCAGCGCGGCUGAUGUGAAGAUUACAGCGGAGCACACAAAUCACCCAGAGAACAAACACAAGAACAGAUACAUCAACAUCGUGGCCUAUGAUCACAGCAGAGUCAAAUUGCUGCCAUUGCCUGGAAAAGAUUCCAAACACACAGACUACAUCAACGCUAACUAUGUCGAUGGUUAUAACAGACCCAGGGCGUACAUUGCUGCUCAGGGCCCUCUGAAGUCCACCUUUGAAGAUUUUUGGAGAAUGAUCUGGGAACAGAACACCAGUGUCAUUGUCAUGAUCACAAAUCUGGUGGAGAAAGGCAGAAGGAAAUGUGAUCAGUAUUGGCCCUCAGAGAACAGCGAGGAGUAUGGGAGUAUACUAGUGACACUGAAGAGCACGAAAGUGCACGCUUGGUACACACUGCGGCACUUCCUCAUACGCAACACCAGAGUCAAAAAGGGUCAGAAAGGAAGACACAACAGCAGAAUAGUGGUCCAGUAUCAUUACACUCAGUGGCCGGAUAUGGGUGUACCUGAGUACACACUUCCAGUUCUCACCUUCAUCUCCAGAUCCUCCUCAGCUCGCACGCCUAAUUCUGGCCCCAUCGUAGUGCACUGCAGUGCUGGUGUGGGGAGGACGGGCACGUAUAUCGUGAUUGACAGCAUGCUGCAGCAGAUAAAGGACAAAGGCACGGUGAACGUCCUGGGCUUUCUCAAACACAUCCGCACCCAGCGCAAUUACCUGGUCCAGACGGAGGAGCAGUAUGUGUUUAUUCAUGAUGCUCUAAUGGAGCAAGUGCUUGGUAAAGACUCAGAGGUUCCUGCCUGGCAGCUGCACAGCUACGUCAACAGCAUCCUCACCCCCAGCCAGACUGGCACCACUCGCAUGGAGAAACAGUUUAAGCUGGUGAUGCAGUGCAAUGCUCAUUACAUGGAAUGCUUCAGUGCCCAGAAAGACUGCAACAAAGAGAAGAACCGCAACUCCUCAGUGGUGCCAUCGGAGCGAGCUCGGGUCACACUCGCUCCUCUCCCUGGAAUGAAGGGCACCGACUACAUCAACGCUUCUUACAUUAUGGGCUACUACAGGAGCAACGAGUUUAUCGUUACACAGCAUCCCAUGCCCCACACAACCACAGACUUCUGGAGGAUGAUCUGGGAUCACAAUGCUCAAGUGAUUGUCAUGCUGCCUGACAAUCUAGGGAUAACAGAAGAUGAGUUUGUAUACUGGCCCAGCAGAGAAGAAGCUAUGAACUGCGUGGCUUUUACAGUCACACUCAUCAACACAGACAAGCUUUGUCUGUCUAAUGAGGAACAACUCAUCAUUCAUGACUUUAUCCUGGAGGCCACACAGGAUGAUUAUGUGUUGGAGGUUCGACAUUUCCAGUGUCCAAAUUGGCCUGAACUCAAUGCUCCCAUCAGCAGCACAUUUGAGUUAAUCAACAUCAUCAAAGAGGAGGCAAUGACCAGAGACGGGCCCACAAUCGUACAUGAUGAGUUCGGAGGUGUGUCUGCAGGUAUGCUGUGUGCUCUGACCACACUGUCCCAGCAGCUGGAGAACGAGAGCGCUGUGGAUGUGUACCAGGUGGCCAAGAUGAUCAACCUCAUGCGGCCAGGCGUCUUCACAGACAUUGAGCAUUAUCAGUAUCUCUACAAAGCAGCUCUCAGCCUGGUGAACAGUAAGGACAUUGGCCUUCACUAUCCAUACAUGGACAGAAAUGGGAGGAUAGUGAGCACAGGUGAAUCCCACCCGGCUGAGAGCAUGGAGUCUCUGGUGUGAAUUGUUGGUCAAAACAAGAGGAGGACACCCAAGUUCAUUUGGCAGACUUUCCUUGAGGCCUUUAUUUUUGCCAGACUCAUUGGUAAAAAAAAAAAAAAAACUAAAGACUUUUUGUAUACUGAUAAAAAAAUUCUUUUUGAUAUUUAUUUUUGCUGCUUUUUGUUAUCCUGCUGAGUGUCACACCUUACUCUUCAAAAACACACACAUGACAAAAUGCAGCUGACUACUUUGCACUAUACUGUCAGUGUUACUGCCUGAUGCCUAGCUGAGUCCCACCCUCUCCGACCAUCGAGCUCCAGUCCACCGGCUCUUUGCUUUAUUGGGAGGAUAUUCAGCAAUGCUCCUCUACAGAAAUCAACAGCCAGUCAACAGCACAUUAAUACCAUUAGCACAUAGAUAUCUGCCUCAUACACACGCAAGCUGUACUCAGUAAAGCUCCUCAUGUACAACUUAAUGCCCGUCAUGACGCAACCUUUGUGACAGGGAAUGUUGGAUUAAUGUUAUUUUUGUUUAUAUGUUAUUGAGAUAUAUCAUUUUAAGUCUAACUUAUAUACAUGAUUUCAAUGUGGUAUCAUAACAGCAACUGUGAACAUAUAUUGUUAUUGGUAGCAUUUCUAUUGUUUUGUAAAAUAUAUGAAUA
Astyanax mexicanus (Mexican tetra) is the source of this 5356-nucleotide messenger RNA. RefSeq names its product carbonic anhydrase XVI b (gene ca16b). The transcript is spliced from 29 exons. Gene Ontology annotation, biological process: protein dephosphorylation. NCBI's taxonomy places the organism in Eukaryota, Metazoa, Chordata, Actinopteri, Characiformes, Acestrorhamphidae. The record is from RefSeq and is a predicted model, not a curated record. Bases 529 to 4716 code for a protein of 1395 amino acids. Gene Ontology annotation, molecular function: protein tyrosine phosphatase activity; protein binding.